GCGGCGAACCGGUAGUCCGGCAGCAGCAGACCACCUUGCUAUUGAUUGGGGCGGACGUCAUCCAUGUCCCCUCGUCAGAGCUCGUCAUCCUGGCAAGACCAGCACUGCCCAGCCGCCCGUCUUCAUUUAAGGUAACGAGACCAGCACAUUCCGCAUUGCACCGGCGCCGUUGUUCUUAAGGGUUGGUUCCCCACUGCUUGUCGGCUUUAUCUCGCAACCGCAGACUUUGGACAAACACCCAAACACCCCCGAGCUAUCCACUCAUCUGGCCCAGAGACUAUAUAAGCCAGUCCAUCGCAGCAAAACGCCAGCAAACGAAAAAACAUCAGUCGCCAGCAGUCAUGAUCAUCCCUGAAACGGGAGAAGCUCUCGUCGCCAGACAAUAUAGCGGCCGCUGUGCCUCUGGCGAAUACUACAGGAAUGGGUACUGCUAUCGCAGCAACUGGUCCUACUGGGGCCGCUGGGUCCUAGCCGCCGUCGUCAUCGUCUUUUUCCUCGUCCUCUUCCUGACCUGGAGCUGUAUCUCGAACCGCCGCCGCAGGAGGAGGGGCAUGAACCCGCGCUACGGCACCGGCUGGAUGAUGCCUGGGCAGUAUGGAAACGGCCAGCAGGCGCAGCCACAGUAUGGCAACGGCUGGUUUGGUUCCAACAAGCACAACAGCAACCAGCCGCAGUACCAACAGCCCCCGCCGCCUCAGUACACUCCCGCGCAGGGCCCCGUGCCACAGCAGUACACGGGACAGACAUUCAAUUCGAACGAGGGCUACUACGGCCAUCACAAUAACAAUGACAUCCCGCUGCAGCAGCCGACCUCGUCGUAUUACCCGCGCGGAGGAGAUAACGUCUACGAGCCGCCUGCGGGACCGCCGCCUGCUAAGUCCUAAGCGGGCGACAUGCUCACAUCGAAGAGUAAUGAUGACGGAAGGCGCGGGCACACAGCGAUGUUGUGCGGCCUAGGGACGGGAAAAUGACGGACUUGAUGUUACGCUCUGUACUUCCGGGACGGGAAGCUCGGCCGCGGUAACAGUACGACGGGCAGGCGUUACGGAAUACCUCUAGGGCAACGACACUUGUUUUUUUUUAAUUCAAUUCACUUCACUUCUGUGGCGGAAGGAAGUACAGGAACAUAGUCGAGGUUGUAUUAAUUGUAAUUCAUACUUUCGACCCAACUGAACCGUCUCCGCAUUUCCGCAUUUUGGUAACAUGGUUGCUGUCGAUAUUGUAGCGCUUGAGCAUCCUGAGUCGCGAAUUACCCGUACGGAUUUGGACCACCUUGCGCAUAGAGUUGAGCAGGAGCCCCACACGGCCGGGGCAGCUCUUUCUCCCCGUCUGCCGAGAUUCCGCAGCUGGGAGGCCUCGCUGGCUGCUGUGGCUAGCUGCACAUCUGCAGGGCGUGCCACCCCCCCGACCACUGUACUCAUUGACUCACUCCGCAUCACCUCAACUCGACCCGGAGUAGUCUCCAACUGAUUGAAC
Diaporthe batatas is the source of this 1476-nucleotide messenger RNA. RefSeq lists its product as uncharacterized. Gene Ontology annotation, cellular component: intracellular membrane-bounded organelle. The transcript has 2 exons. NCBI's taxonomy places the organism in Eukaryota, Fungi, Ascomycota, Sordariomycetes, Diaporthales, Diaporthaceae. The record is from RefSeq and is a predicted model, not a curated record. Bases 342 to 884 code for a protein of 180 amino acids. Gene Ontology annotation, biological process: vesicle-mediated transport.